GGCGUGCGUUUGCCUAUGUGACACAAUUACAACAACUUUGAGCCGAUGGUUGGGGAAGUUUGCGAUAUUACCAAGUAACACUCACUCCUAAAACCCAACAUUACAUCAACUUCAUGCACACACUGGCACUGGAAUACACGCUGUGUUUUGAUGUACAAUGAGGAGUGUGGAAGGUAACUUGAAGGGAUCAUUUCCUUGAGGAUUUGGCAAGAAUUACGCGACGCCCCGUUUUAGUCCUGGAUAGGUGUGCAACACUUUUCGCUGUUAUUGCAUUUUGACGGAGUUACUCGGUCCCGUCGAUUUGACCAUUUCUUUUCCAUGAAAUCGUGCGGAGUGUCGCUCACCGCCGCUGCAUCUGCUGCUGCCCGGAGCCUCGGCGUUGCUGCUGGUAAUGACGAGGAGAAAAUGGCGUCGGGAACAGCGACUGAUAUCGAAGAGGACUUUCCGAAGCUAACAGCGCAAGAAAAAGAGAGCUUGGUCGGAACUGACAGUUCACUGUUUGGAUUUCACAGGCUUCAAGAAGAUGGCGCCAGAACGAAGGCCUUGCUGUUAAAGGCUGUUCGCUGCUAUGAUGCCCUCAUCCUGAAAGCAGAGGGGAAAGUGGACCCUGACAUUUUCUGUCAGCUGGGCCACUUCAACCUCCUGCUGGAGGACUAUCCAAAAGCAUUAUCUGCAUACCAGAGGUACUUCAGUUUACAGUCGGACUACUGGAAGAAUGCUGCCUUUUUAUAUGGCCUUGGCAUGGUAUACUUCCAUUACAACGCAUUUCAGUGGGCAAUCAAGGCGUUCCAGGAGGUGCUUUACAUCGACCCCGGCUUCUCGAGAAGUAAAGAGAUUCACCUGAGACUGGGACUCAUGUUUAAAGCCAACACAGACUACGAGUCAAGCCUAAAGCAUUUUCAGCUGGCUUUGAUCGACUCCAAUCUCUGCACUUUGUCCAAAGCUGAAAUUCAGUUCCACAUUGCUCAUUUGUAUGAGAUCCAGAAGAAGCACAGAGCGGCGAAAGAAGCGUAUGAAAGUCUGUUGCAGACGGAGAAUCUCCCUGCACAGGUGAAGGCGGCCACACUGCAACAACUUGGUGAGUGUCCCUUUGCUCAUAUUGAUGUUUUACUAACCUUUUUGUCUCAUUUCUCAUGCCUUUUCUUUUUCUUUUCCUUUGUCCAUCUACUGCCCUCCAGGUGCUACUCCAGUAUUGGGAAGGUGCAGGAUGCCUUCAUCUCUUACCGUCAGUCCAUUGAUAAGUCGGAGGCCAGUGCUGACACCUGGUGCUCCAUAGGGGUGCUCUACCAGCAGCAGAACCAGCCUAUGGAUGCACUGCAGGCCUACAUCUGCGCUGUUCAACUGGACCACAGCCACGCAGCCGCCUGGAUGGACCUGGGCACCCUCUACGAAUCCUGCGGCCAGCCGCACGACGCUAUCAAGUGCUACAUCAACGCAACGCGCAGCAAGGCCUGCCUCAAUACUGCUGCACUCACGCAACGCAUUAAGCUGCUGCAGGCUCAGUUGUGUAACCUACAGCCAGAUAGUCUGCAGAAUAAGAGUAAAAUGCUUCCUAGUAUUGAGGAGGCGUGGAGCCUCCCCAUUCCUGCUGAGCUCACGUCCAGGCAGGGGGCCUUGAACACUGCACAGGCACAGCAGGCCUGUAAGGGGGAGGGAGGCCAGUCGGCCAGCAAUCACACAGACCCACAGGCCAGUCCUGCCAAGAGGAAACGCACUGCCAGCCCAGCUAAGGGUGUUGCAGACUCGUUGGCAAACAGCUCCAAUCAACAGCAGAUCCCCAGCUGGUACCUAACAUCCCAGAAGCUUCAGCAUCUGGAUCUCUUGCGGACCAACCGAGCAAACCUCAAGCCCCCCCAGGUGCAGAUGCUGGAGCAGCUGGAGAACCAGUUCUCCCUCAUGCAGCAACAUCAGCAGCAGCAGCAGCAGCAGAUGAGGCAGCAGGCCGCAGCGAGUGGCCAGCCGCGGCGCAGCCUUCCCAACGGUCCUUUGGCUGAGUCCUCUCACCACCACGCAGGCCUCUCCCGCGCCUCCCCCCUCAAUCACACAGCCAUCCGGCCCCCGUGUGUCCCCCAGCCCACAGCCAACGGAUCCUGUUCUUCAAGUCCUUCAGCCGGGCCGCUGGGACACCUGGACAAAAACCACACGCUGGGACUGGGAGGUGGCGGCGCGAGCAACGGAAACGUGCCUUACCCGCAGCAGAACUCUCUACCUCACAACUGCACAGCCGCCAGUCACCCAAGCACCAGCAGCACUACUAGUAGUCCCAGUCACGCAGACGAGACAUGGAGGAGCCAACAACGCAACACUACCACUCAGGGGCUUCAAAAAGGUCCAGGUUCCCAUUCGGCAGGUCCCAAUGGAGAACCCCCUUGCUCUUCCUCGUCCUCCUCCCCUCAGACCUCGUUCUCUUCCUCUGGCCUUCUGAAUCAGGUCGGACAUUCCUCUGGGCCCUGCACGGUCUCCUCCUCAGCCUCCUCUCUGUCCCCCACCUCCCCCCAGACCACGCCCAACCACUUGUCCUCGCCCCCCCACGCCGCUACUACCUCAGGGGUCCACACCAAAGACGCCACGCCUUCAGGGGGCAACACCGGCAGCAACGGCGCCGCCACUUUCCCAUCAGGUCCGGAGGCCGCCGUCAGGCAUUCCGCAGGGACGCCCCGAAGUCCCAGCACCGCCCCCGCGCAGGGACUGACUAAUCACGUCCAGCCGCGGGUGACGGACGGCUCUCCCGCCCCCGGCGUGCUCAGUUCGGACAAUCCUCAGCUCUCAGCCUUGCUAAAGGGAAAAGCCAAUACCACCAGUAACGACGACAACAAUAACUCCAGUAACCACGGAGGGCCUUCCUCGGAGAAAAUCAACAACGUCCACCCGGGUCUCCACGAUGCCGCCAAGCCAACGCCGGAGCAACCGGUGGCCUCCUCGCCGCGUUUAGCCGCUGCUACUCCCUCGCCGCGCUCGGCGCACCCUCACACCGCCAACAGCCUCUCCUGCCUUAACAGCCCGUCCACCACCAACAGCCAGGGGCCCACAGUCAAUGGGAAGGGGCCCGAGGACUCCCAGAGCCCACUGAAGGUGGAGCCUUCCGGAGGAGCUCAGAGACACGGCGUCCCCGCUGGUCUGGCGCCCUGGUCCUCCGUCUCCAUCUACCCCAGCUCCAGCGAGGUGCUCAAAGCAUGCAGGAACCUGGGGAAGAACGGACUGUCGACGAGCAGCAUCCUCCUGGACAAGUGUCCCCCGCCACGGCCCCCCCGCCCGCCCUCUCCUCCGCUGCCAAAGGACAAACUCAAUCCCCCAACACCCAGUAUUUAUCUAGAAAACAAGAGGGACGCCUUCUUCCCUCCCCUCCACCAGUUCUGCACCAACCCUUCCAACCCGGUCACCGUCAUCCGAGGGCUGGCUGGAGCGCUCAAACUAGAUCUGGGCCUGUUCUCCACGAAGACGUUGGUGGAGGCCAACCCGGACCAUCUGGUGGAGGUGCGGACCCAGCUGGCUCAGCCCACCGACGAGAACUGGGACCCCAGCGGCAACAGGAAGAUGUGGCGCUGCGAGAGCAGUCGCUCCCACACCACGGUCAUCAAAUACGCCCAGUACCAGGCCUCGUCCUUCCAGGAGUCUCUGCGGGAGGAGAAUGAGAAGAAGAAGGAGGUGGAAACAGAAGCAGGUUCCUCAGACAGUGCGAUGCGGCGAAGGAAAGGGUCUUUCAAACACCUAAAGUUUGGCACAAACAUCGACCUCUCUGAUGAAAAGAAGUGGAAACAGCAGCUUCAGGAGUUGUCCAAACUGCCGGCGUUUGCCCGCGUGGUGUCAGCCGGUAACCUGCUCAGCCACGUAGGACACACCAUCCUGGGCAUGAACACGGUCCAGCUCUACAUGAAGGUGCCAGGCAGCCGCACGCCAGGUCACCAAGAGAACAACAAUUUCUGUUCCGUCAACAUCAACAUCGGUCCCGGGGACUGCGAGUGGUUCGCCGUGCCGGAAACGUACUGGGGCGUCAUCAACGACUUCUGUGAAAUGAACAACAUCAACUUCCUGAUGGGCUCCUGGUGGCCCAACCUGGAGGACCUGUACGAGACCAACGUGCCCGUUUACCGGUUCAUCCAGCGUCCCGGGGACCUGGUGUGGCUCAACACAGGCACCAUCCACUGGGUGCAGGCCAUCGGCUGGUGCAACAACAUUGCGUGGAAUGUCGGGCCCCUCACAGCACAUCAGUACAAGCUGGCGGUGGAGCGCUACGAGUGGAACAAGCUGCAGAGUGUCAAAUCCAUCGUUCCCAUGAUCCACCUCUCCUGGAACAUGGCCAGGAACAUCAAAGUGUCGGACCACAGGCUCUUUGAGAUGAUCAAGUACUGUUUGUUACGGACUCUGAAGCAGUGUCAGAUGCAGCGGGAGCUGCUGCUGGCUGCUGGGAAAGACCUGGUGUGGCACGGGAGGACCCAGAGCGAGCCGGCACAUUACUGCAGCAUCUGUGAGGUGGAGGUGUUCGACCUGCUGUUUGUCACCACGGAGAGCAACAGCAGGAAGACGUACGUGGUGCACUGCCAGGACUGCGCCCGUCGGGGGAGCGCCAACCUGGACAACUUUGUGGUGCUGGAGCAGUACAAGAUCGAGGACCUCAUGCACGUUUACGACCAGUUCACACUCGCCAGUCCGCUGCCUUCCUCCUCUUGACGGUAACUCUGUUGUACCGAGGACAGUUAGAAAAAACCCACAACGGACUUAAAUCGGAGGGGAGUGGGGGUGGGGUGGUGUGGGGGAUAAACUCUCCGGAAACCUUUUUUGUUCUUUUCUGAUAUUCAGGAAGUAAGCCGGCAGUCCCUCAAAAAACGGCACUCUGUAGCUAUCCCAUAAGGCAGCUGCGUGAAAGCUGUGUGUCUAUGCAACCUGCCCCGGUGGACUGUAAGAGAGGGUGGGGGGGGGGGGGGGUUGGGGGCAGCUCCGCCUGUCAUCAUGACCAGACUGUUCUACUGCUGGCCCAGCUGGACUUCACUAGAAAAUAACACAAAAAUCCCACAUAAAAAAAAAAAUGAUGAUUUCAAGUUUUGUACAUAUUGUUUUAACUGGCAACACGGUCACACGACGACUACUGACUUGAUAGUUUUGUUCUUCUUUUUUAAUUUUUUUCCUCAAUUGUUUUUUUUUGGUAUUCUGUUUGUGAGAUAACACGAGCCCCCUCCUCCUCCCUCCCUCUCUCCUCCCUCCUCCUCCCCCUCCUCGAGACAAGUCUUUAGCAUAGCCGGUCUUUUUGUAUGUUAGAUAGACGCCUCCUUGGUCAGGAAAACCAGAUUUAAAAAAAAAAAAAAAAAAGUACAGUUUUGUAAUGUGAAAAGUUGAGUGACACAUUCUUUGCAACAUCUCCCCCACACCCACCCACCCUUUUUCCCAUCAGUUAAUUUAAUUUUGCUGGAACUAUGAUGAGUAUUUGAUGACUAUUUGUUGGCGAGGAAAAUAAUUUGUUGACAAACAGCCAAGAGAGUCGCAGAAGAAAAGGGUUGCACAUAGACAAAAGAGUGAAGUUUAAUUUGUGUUUUUUUUUUUUUAUUAUUUUGAUGUAAAUUUACACUAUUUAUAAAAUGCAUAUUUAUUGCUUGAAGAUAUUUGUUGAUGGAAUGCUGUAAUUUUUUUUUUUUUUUUUCCAGAGUACCUGCCAUUAAAUUUGAAGGAGCCUUGUGAUUUUGAAAGCACGGCCCCUCAUACGUUUUCUAUAUAAAUAAACUGCUCAGUAAGCAUUGUACAGAGA
This is a messenger RNA of Perca fluviatilis (European perch), 5737 nucleotides long. It is a transcript of the gene kdm6a, whose product is annotated as lysine (K)-specific demethylase 6A. Gene Ontology annotation, molecular function: protein binding; chromatin DNA binding; histone H3K27me2/H3K27me3 demethylase activity. Bases 319 to 4668 code for a protein of 1449 amino acids. NCBI's taxonomy places the organism in Eukaryota, Metazoa, Chordata, Actinopteri, Perciformes, Percidae. The record is from RefSeq and is a predicted model, not a curated record. Gene Ontology annotation, cellular component: MLL3/4 complex. The transcript has 29 exons. Gene Ontology annotation, biological process: regulation of gene expression; heart development.